Messenger RNA from Rhopalosiphum maidis (corn leaf aphid), 2398 nucleotides. RefSeq names its product MAP kinase-interacting serine/threonine-protein kinase 1 (gene Lk6). The transcript has 5 exons. NCBI's taxonomy places the organism in Eukaryota, Metazoa, Arthropoda, Insecta, Hemiptera, Aphididae. Gene Ontology annotation, cellular component: nucleus; cytoplasm. Gene Ontology annotation, molecular function: calcium-dependent protein serine/threonine kinase activity; calcium/calmodulin-dependent protein kinase activity; calmodulin binding. The coding region runs from base 894 to 2243 and encodes 449 amino acids. Gene Ontology annotation, biological process: intracellular signal transduction; protein autophosphorylation; peptidyl-serine phosphorylation. The record is from RefSeq and is a predicted model, not a curated record.
CGGCCGCGCCGGUAGUGUCGUCGUGCGCCGGUUUCCAUCAACACUGCACAACAAGAGCGGUAAGCGCGUUUUGGUGUGUGUAUGACGAGUGCGUGAGCGUGUGUGUGCGAGAGAGCGAACAACAACAACAACAGCAGCAGCAGCAGCAGCAGGCCGGUCCGCCGUUACCUUGUGGCGUGUUCAGUUCAGCCAGUCAGUCAGUCGAGAGUCGCGCCCGUGUCCGUUUCGCCGUUGGCUUUGAGCGUCUGUCCCGUUCGCGUUUGCAUGUCUUGUGGUGUGUUGGCGUUCGCGCGGUGUGUAGUACAACAGCGACAGAAGACAAAUUACAUAACAGUCGUCUUAGCCGCAACCGUUUGUUGUUGUUGUCGUCGUGUACCGUCGGGAACGUGUGUCUGUGUAGUCAACAACUGUGUGCGACCGUAACAACGCUCCCGGGAUCGAGCGAAAUAAUAGUAAUAAUAUAUUUUAUAUCGCCGGUCGUUCAAAAGUAUUACACGUCGUCCUACGCGUCCCGGUUUUUGUAAAUUAUUCGUUAUUUAUUUAGUAUUUCGAUUUAUUAUCUUGUGCCCCGUAUAAAUACCGAGAAAAAACCCGCUGAUAAUUCGGGGAAAGAAAAAAAAAAGAAACAAGUUGAUAAAAGAUAAUAUUAUAUUUAUAGUCAUAUUUGUUACACGGGCGAAGGAGCGUAAUAUUAUACUACCAAUUUUAUUUUAAUAUUACGUUCGUCGACAGAUAAUAUUAUUAAGUGCUGUGAUAUAUUGUUUUUUUUAAGUUUAAAAUAAAUAUUUAUUCGUUACUAAAUUAUUUUGUGAUCGCGCCGUUAACAAACGUGUAUACUAUUCACUCCCAUAAGUAUUAUCCACCGAUCUUACGCAACGCCGUCAUCAACCAAAAUGGUCGAGAGUAUCAUUGAAGAAGAAACCCCCGGACAAACUGAGAGCACCCAAAAUGUCCAAGAUGAAAAAAAGAAUGAAUCGCUGUCGUUGAGAAAAGAAGAGGCUCGUAACAAGCGCAAGAAGAAGAAGAUCACCAACAGCCUCGUGACAUCUUGUUUCCAAGAUGCUUAUAAAUUAACUGGCGAAGUGUUGGGUCAAGGUGCUUAUGCAUCUGUUCAAACAUGCGUAAGUGUGUUAACUGGCUUAGAAUUUGCUGUUAAAGUGAUUGAUAAAAUUGCCGAACAUGCUCGAGCACGUGUAUUCCGGGAAGUUGAAACAUUCUACCAUUGCCAAGGCCACCCAAACAUCAUUCAAAUGCUUGAAUUCUUUGAGGCUGAUGACAAAUUUUACAUGGUGUUUGAAAAGGUGGUAGGUGGACAACUACUUGAUAGAAUACAACAACGAAAGAGAUUCACAGAAUGUGAAGCUAGUCUUAUUGUCAAAGAUUUGGCGAGUGCAUUAAAUUUUCUACAUCAAAAAGGCAUAGCGCAUCGUGAUUUGAAACCUGAAAAUAUACUUUGUGUCGAUCCUGUAGCGUUAACUCCUGUUAAGUUAUGCGAUUUUGAUCUUGGAUCUGGUAUCAAGUUAAAUCCAGUUGAUGGCAGUGCAACGCCACAAUUGUUGACUCCAGUAGGAAGUGCUGAUUUCAUGGCUCCUGAAGUAGUAGAUGCAUUUGUUGGGAGUCCAGACUCAAAUUACCAUUAUUAUGAUAAGCGUUGUGACUUGUGGUCACUUGGAGUAGUGGCAUACAUACUACUUUGUGGCUAUCCACCGUUUUAUGGGAAUUGUGGCUCCAAUUGUGGAUGGGAAUCAGGAAAUGCUUGUCCAGAAUGUCAAGGUUUGCUUUUUAUUAGCAUUCACGAGGGUCGUUAUGAAUUUCCAGACCGUGAAUGGGCAGACAUAUCAAGUGAAGCCAAAGAUUUGAUCAGCAAAUUGCUGGUUAAAGAAGCUAGUGCUCGUCCAAGUGCUGCUGAGGUCUUAAAUCAUCCAUGGGUGUUCAGACUACAACAAGAAAAACCCAAAGAUCACGAACUAAAUACACCAGGUGUUAUAAGACGCAACAAUAGUGCUCGUGCUCUAUCUACAUUUGCAGAGUCUGCUAUGUCGGCUAAUCGAGUGUUCCUGCAGCAUUUCAGUUUGUUUUCAUCAACUGAUGUACCUCUUGCUGCUGCUAAAAGACUUUCACCGCCAUCGCAUUCCAUGAUUGUACAGCGUAGGUCACUUGGUAAACCACAAUGUUCCAACGAAUCAACUGGUGGUAACCGAGCUCCUGCUCAAUUACCAAUCAUUGCAUCUCCUAGCGGCUAGAGUUUAACAGGCCACCUCCAUUCAUUACCUCUCCACUUUUUUAUACUAAUUAAAAUCAUUAGAAAACAAAAAUUUGGAAAUUAUUUAAAUACAAAAUAUGAAUUGACAAUUUUUUUUUUUUUUUUUUAACUAAAUAGUCAUGUAUCUGGUUUUUU